AUGAGUGAGUACUGGACAGCUCAGUCUCUUAUCUUGAAGCCUGUGAACUCUCUCCCUUGUGAGCAGCACUGUGGAGGCACAGACAGGGGAAUUCCCCCGCUGGUCUCCUCUAACAAACAUUACUUUUCCUAUCCACUGUCACUCAUUCAGCUCGGGCUUCUUCAAGAGACAAUAACCUGUGAUACGACUGAGAGUGAGAGUGUGUGCACCAUGGAUGUUCUUAUGCCCUCCAUGCUAGGGGACGAUCCACACCUAAUGGCUGAGCCGGCAAUCCAAAUCUUCGAGCAGCCCAAGCAGAGGGGAAUGCGCUUCAGGUACAAGUGUGAGGGUCGCUCAGCCGGAAGCAUCCCCGGCGAGAAGAGCUCUGACAACAACAGGACCUACCCCAGUCUGCAGAUCCUGAAUUACUGCGGUAAAGGGAAAGUACGUGUUUAUUUGGUGACGAAGAACGAGCCAUACCGACCGCAUCCACACGACCUGGUGGGGAAGGACUGCAAAGACGGAUUUUAUGAGGCCGAGUUUGGUCCAGACCGCAGAGUGAUCGCUUUCCAAAAUCUGGGGAUCCAGUGUGUGAGGAGGAGGGAAGUGAAAGAUGCUAUCGUACAGAGGAUGACCAGAGGGAUCAACCCCUUCAAUGUGCCACGUGAGCAGCUGCUGCAGACAGAGGAGUACGACUUGAACGUGGUUCGACUGUGCAUCCAGGUUUUCCUGCAGGACGAGAAUGGCCACUACACCCGAGCACUCAACCCCAUCGUCACCAACCCCAUCUACGACAACAGGGCCCCAAACACAGCAGAGCUGAGGAUCUGUCGGGUCAACAAGAACAGUGGGAGCGUCAAAGGAGGGGAUGAGAUCUUCUUACUGUGUGACAAAGUACAGAAAGAUGACAUUGAGGUGCGAUUCUUUUCCUCCAAUGGCUGGGAGGCUAAAGGCUCCUUCUCCCAGGCUGAUGUUCAUCGCCAAGUAGCCAUCGUCUUCAAGACUCCUUCCUACUAUAACACCUCCAUAACAGAGUCUGUCACAGUGCACAUGCAGUUGCGCCGACCCUCCGAUCAGGAAGUCAGUGAACCUAUGGAUUUCAGAUACCUGCCAGACGACAAAGAUCCAUAUGGCUACAAUGAGAAAAAGCGCAGAAGAGAGCACUUGAUGAAGAUAUCAGGAUUGACAGGUGGUCCUUUUGUUGGUCUAAGUAUGAACAGGCCAAAGGCAGUGCCACAGAGUCACAUAAGUCACAUGCGGAAAGACCUCAACAACAUGUACCCGAGGCAACAGCCCACACCUUCGAUGCAGCAUCAACCUGGUUUAUUCAACCAGCCCUAUCAAACUGGCCCUCAGAAUGUAAUGAUGACAUCACAGGCUCCUAAUAUAUCAGUCAGCCAAACAUGGACAAAUCCCAACCCAACAAUCUCAAUGGAUACAGUCACCAUAAACCAGUCUGGUGCCAUGAGCAAUCUACCACAUCCUAAUAGAAGUGGCCAACAGCAGGCAAACCGUGGAUCCAGUUACCCCAACAGAAUGGAGCACAAUACCCUCCCUCAGCUCUCCAUAAGGGACCUACAGUGCUUGGAUACAGCUCCCCAAGCCGCUGCAAUAAGCCAGAUGGAGUCCCCAUCCCUCUUCCUCCUGCAGCACCAAAGGGAGGAGCUCGGGUCUGAGACCCGGUCCCAGAACCAUCUAGGCAACCAGAACCAGGGUAUCCAGACUGUUUGGCCCAAUUUUACUACCCCCAGUCCAGUCCAGAACACCUUUACUGGGUCAGUAUCUGGAGGUGGAGGGGGGUCACAGGGGUUGGGCACUUUCUCUUUCCUAGGGGGAAUAGAAGGGGACGAUUUUCUGAAGGACCUGGUGGGGUCUCAGACCAGCUUCCAGCUGAAGCAAGAGCCCCAAAUCACAGUGGGACAAGAGAGCCAUGCUUCUCUCAUGCAGUCACCAAGGGAAAGCCAAGAAAAUACCUACACCAACUUGCUUCCUCGUCCCGUGAGCAACUGCAACAACAUGGAACCAAUGAGGCAAGACGUUAGUGGCAACACCCAGCCGCUUAAAAAUCGACAUUAUCCUUACUCAAGCAAUGGCAUGGCCAAUGAAGGCCACUAUAACAAUUUGGAUGACUGGGUCAAAUCAACACGACAAAGUGACUAAAAGGAGUAACAUUGUUUGUAUCAAUGAACAGAAGCAGCUCCUUGCAGUACAUUGGUCUUGCUUAACCUUGCAAAGCCAGAGAUUUGGCUUCACCCAUUCUGGCCCAGUAAGACUUUUUGGUUGCCUGAUAUCAGACCAAAUUGACAUUUUGACUUUGAAAAAUAAGUUUCCAUUUUCCGACAUUGCAUCCACUCUCACAAAUUUCUGUGGGGGAGGAGGAUUCAAUUUUCUCGAAAGCAAUCACUAGAGACCAAUCUAGCCUGACUUUAACAUCAUUUUAAGUCUACACAUAGGGAGGCCAAAAUACGUGCAUUGCCAGGGUUUCGAGAUGUUGGGUGAGAUUGAGAAGACAUGGUGAUUUAUAACCGCCUUUACAGCAGAGUCUACCUUGUCUUCAGCACAUUGUUAUUAUAAGCUACUUCUCAUUCGUUUUGGGUAUUGGUUUAUUGACAGUGCUUGACAACAACUUGACAAUGUCAUUAAUCUUGUCUGUGCAGCUGAUUCGCUAAUCGCGUCCUCCUGCAGCAUUCAUUGGUUCUUUGGUCCUUUUUCAUUUUAAUUUAGAAACUGGCAUUUAAUGUCACAAUGCCUAACAAAUCGGUCAACUCAAACUUGGUGUAGUCAGUUGAUUCAAAGGUCUGGACUCAGGCAAGUUUAGUGGGCAGUUACUUGGGUUAUUGUAUCAGUCUGCAAACAAGCAAAAUUAUUGGCAGCUGUUUGGAUCGAUAACCAGAUAAAGGCAUUGUUUCUAGGCAGUACGAUCAAUUCUGCACUAGUUCCUACUUUUUAAAAGACAUCACCAAGAAUGCUUCCUACAACUGACUGGCCAACCAUGGUGCUUUGUAAACUGUCAUGAGUAUUUGCUUCCCAUUAUUACUCUGAAAAGACACUGUUCUCUUGAAAAUUAUCAAUCAGAUUUGAUUUCUUGGUAAAUUUAAGGCAAGACAACUUGUUCAAAGCCCAAGUUCACAAUUGUUGCACAAUGUUUUUCUGUACAGGCCCCAUACCAGCAUUUAAUCUAUAAACUUUUGGAUUGUUUCAAAAGGGCCAAGUUGCAUUGUCAUUCUCCCUUAGUCACUGAUUGGUUCAGCUUCCGGCUGCUGGUCUAAUGGACCUCAGUGGAUGUUCUUCCAAUUUCUCAAUUAAUCUCAACUUAACUAAAGCUGAACUCACAUGAGUUCAAUUGGUUUCUGCAAGGCGAAGACCUCUAUGUGGAUGAACCAUGCCUUAGUUUGUAAAGAUAACAAACAGCAUGCUGAUGGUUUCCAAGCCAAAGUUAGAUUUCCACAGAAUCGAAUGUACUACUUUCUUUCUUUGUCUCUCUCAGGUGAAGUUGGAUUCACUGUGAACAUAGUGUAUAGUUUUAAAUGUUUUGUUGGAGUAUUUGAUCUAGGAAAAAAAACACACAAGUUAGGGAUAUGACAAAGAAGUGGGUUGUUAGAAAGGGUUUACUUUUUAUUGUUUUGUAAAAGAUUCUUACAUAUUGUGCUUUUAUUGGUUUUUUAGCAGAGUAUUUGCUGUUAAAGGCGCUCUGUACAUAAAUAUUAGCCAUAGUUGAGAGUGAAAGCAAUAACUGUGCUGAAACCCUCAAGAACUGGCAAGGUACUGAAAUUUCCAUUGAGGAAGUGGAAGGCAGCACAUUGUGUUGUCUUUCCUUUGUAAUGACUAUGUCAUAACAGUGAUCACAUGUGUUAGACAGAGUUCUCAGAGCAUUUCUUCUAGAUGUUUUUAUUAAUGUCAGUUUUGUGUUUUUAUAGUUUAUUCAUUCAUUCAUUUGAGGCUUUUACUGAUAGCUUCACAGAGCGCUUUGCUCGCGGACUUUGUGACUGGACACAUGGCUGAUAAUGAACAAACACUGGCUCUUGUGCAGGUUUCAAAUCAGUGAGCAGCCUGCAGGCAUGUCAUUUUUUAUUUGUGUGUAUCCUAUUGGCUUAUUGGUUUUCAAUGAAAGCAAAUAUUUUGAUGAGUUCUUUGUAAGAUUUGCUAUUUUUGGAUUUUUCUACAAGAUCAGUUCUUAAUAAACAAGUCUGACUUAUUCCACA
Plectropomus leopardus (leopard coralgrouper) is the source of this 4181-nucleotide messenger RNA. RefSeq names its product REL proto-oncogene, NF-kB subunit (gene rel). Gene Ontology annotation, cellular component: cytoplasm; nucleus. The record is from RefSeq and is a predicted model, not a curated record. Gene Ontology annotation, molecular function: DNA-binding transcription factor activity, RNA polymerase II-specific; RNA polymerase II cis-regulatory region sequence-specific DNA binding. Gene Ontology annotation, biological process: positive regulation of transcription by RNA polymerase II; non-canonical NF-kappaB signal transduction; innate immune response. NCBI's taxonomy places the organism in Eukaryota, Metazoa, Chordata, Actinopteri, Perciformes, Serranidae.